Molecule: messenger RNA, 6520 nt
Organism: Mus musculus (house mouse)
Lineage: Eukaryota; Metazoa; Chordata; Mammalia; Rodentia; Muridae
Gene: Trmt9b
Product: tRNA methyltransferase 9B
Exons: 6
Coding region: 3469-4539 (356 amino acids)
Biological process (GO): tRNA modification
Molecular function (GO): tRNA methyltransferase activity; S-adenosylmethionine-dependent methyltransferase activity
Source: RefSeq, a predicted model, not a curated record
GGGAUUUUUCCUUUACAGUAGGUUGCGGUCAGGAUCAAAGGGGAAGAGUUGGGCUCAGGGUCACGUGGUGUCACCACAGGCCGACCCGUGGAAGUUGCAUCCUGGAUAGCCCGGGCUGCGCUACUGAAGAGCUCCGAGCUAGAGCUCGGCCGAGCCUCCCGCCCGGAUCCCGGGCAAAGACCGCCCAAAACCUGGUGCUGACCUUCGUCUGCACCGCUCUAUGGUGACCCGAAUCUCCGCUGCCCGAGUUGCAGCGGCUGUGCACCCCAAGGACUGCCAGAGCGCCCGGGAAUCUGCAAGCCUGGGGCCUGGAUUCUCUUCAGAGACUCAUACUGAGCGGUAGAACCUGUGAAGGGUAAAGGAUUGGACUCAUUGACUUGAUUCGCUCUUCGUCCACUUGUGUUAUAUACUGAGAGAGUCCCAAGAAGCAACUGUUCACUCUGAGAAAAGAAGCCACCAUGAUUGACCAAAACAAGAAGUAAUCCACGUGAUCACAAGAUGAGUCAGGAUGGAUCCUGAAGCUGUGGAACUGGAGAAGCGACAUGUGCACAGUGUGUACGAGAACACUGCCCCCUACUUCACUGACCUGCAGAGCAAAGCCUGGCCGCGUGUCCGCCAGUUCCUGCAGGACCAGAAGCCAGGCAGCCUCGUCGCUGACAUUGGUUGUGGAACUGGAAAGUAUCUUAAAGUGAAUAGCCAAGUCCAUACUCUGGGCUGUGACUACUGUGGGCCUCUGGUAGAGAUUGCCCGGAAUAGAGGGUGUGAAGUCAUGGUAUGUGACAACCUUAAUCUUCCCUUUAGGGACCAGGGCUUCGAUGCUAUCAUCUCCAUAGGAGGUAAGGCAGCCAGGCUUUCAUACUUUGCCAUGAAAAAAAAAAAACCCACAAUCAGACAACUCACAUGACUCAAUGUCCAUUCUGUAUAGAGGUCUAUGCAAUGCAUUUUGUCUAAAUUUAAAAUAUACACACUCUGUCGCAUGACUUAUUUGACUCCUGCCUAAUACAGUUAUGAUAUGUAAGCGGUUUUAACUUUCAACUUUCAGGCUGUUAUUGUGUUAUUUUUGAUGAUUUGUUCCCAUGUGUUUCGCUACAUGCAAGAAGGGUGUCGGAGCGCCUACUCAUUGAAAAUGUACUUUGCUAUAUUGAGAUCAGGUCAGAUCCUCCUGACACAAAGGGGAUUAUUCAGGUUUCAUGUUAACAAAAACAGACUACAGCAGUGUCCUUGAAUUUCAACAGAAAAUUCUAGAACUAAUGUAUUAAACAUCCCCCCGAACAAGUAUGCCAUCCACUGCUACUCAAGUUCCCGGAAAAGGCAGACCCUACCUGGUCCCAGAUUUCAUUGUCUUAGCAUGUCUUUCUGUUCCUAAUUCUAGAAUUUGUUGAUGAAUCUAGGGAAUUUUUUUUCUCACAUUUCACAAGCCUCCCCAGGAAACUCCAUGCCAAAGUGAACAAAACAACAGGAAUAUCAGCAAAGUCCAUGCCUGGAACACGCACAGAUGCAUGAGACGUAGCUCAUUUUACGCUGUACUACUUACUAGGAAACCCUGUACUAAAGUAAUCCCCUAGCCAGGCAGGGUGCUACACACCUUUACUCUCACUCAGCAUUUGGGAGACAGAAACGAGUGGAUCUCUGUGAGUUGAAGCCAGCCUGGUCAACAUAGCAAGCUGUAGGACAUCCAAGACUACACGGAAAGACUUUGUCUGAGAAGUCCAAAAACUAGAAACAAACGACUCUUCUGAUAAGUUCUUUUCAGUGGUAACAUCUUUUGCAAAGCAAAUUACUUGAUUGAACACAUUUUUUUAAUUAGCCUUUUGACAUAACAAACUUUAUCAAACUAUCAAAAUAAGGUGAUCUUAGGGAAGUUGACUACCAUUCAUUUUAUAUAGAUAGAUAGAUAGAUAGAUAGAUAGAUAGAUAGAUAGAUAGAUAGAUAGAUAGAGAUAGAGAUAGAGAUAGAGAUAGAGAUAGAGAUAGAGAUAGAGAUAGAGAUAGAGAUAGAGAUAGAGAUAGAGAUAGAUAUAGAUAUAUAAUACUUUCUUGAACUAGACAAGAGGUUGUUAGGUCUCCUCAGAUGGGAACUGUAUCUUUGCAUAGUGGGAAGACACAGGCCUGGAUGCCAUAACUUUAGAAACGGUCAGGAACAGUGAAAGAUGGUUGCCAUGGGAACCUCCCUUAUGCUGUCUUUCUUCUCUGCACUUGAGACUAUUAGGUGCCUUUUGUGGUAAGCCUUAGUCCAUGCAGGCUGCUAUAACUAAGCAUCACAGACCCCUGUGUUUUAAACAAUAGACUUUUAUUUCUUCCCUCAAAGAACCAGGCAUGCCAGCUCCUUGAGAGGGCUUGCAGAUGCCUACAGCCUCCAUCCCUUUUUGCUGAUUCCCUGUCUGACAGAGGUAGAGGCUGAAGAUCAAUCUCUUCAUAUGAUGGCAGUAAUCCAGUCAUACAGGACCACACAUGAGCCUAGUGAUUUCCCAAAGGUCCCAUUGCCUAUGGACAUAGUCUUUGUUGGAGUGACACAGAUGUGUUAAAGGGCUCAUUUUGACCUAAGCAACACAAUGCUGAACUCUGAAUCUUUAGUGGGAAAACAUUUUUAUUUAAUCACCUUUCUAAAGAACUAAAAAUUACAGAGACUUUAGGAGAAAGAUAGAGUAUUUGUGCUCAUAAGCACAAAGCUGUUUAUGUUGGUUUUGGAGUCCACAAGGCUCCUAUCCCAGCACCACUCCGCUACUGUGACAGAGUGUGUAGUGUUGACUCCUUAUCUGCUUUUCAGAAAUGUGCCAUGUUCCUAUGUUCUCAGCUUAAAGGUCCCACCUUUCCCUUAUAGAAAAUGGAGGAUGCUACACUCUCAUUUGUGUCUGUUCCAAAGCUUAUGUUAGAAUGUGUCACAGCUCUUCUGAAUGUAUGAAGCCUGUUAUAGAAGUGAGUUCAUUAUCACAAGGAAAGUCCCUAAACAAGAGAGUUGGAGAGAGAUUGGCACAACUUUUUCCAAGGAGAGGUGAACCCCAGAUAGGGCAUCUAGUACAGUCAGGUUUCUGAUAGGAACAUGGGAAGACUUACUUAUUACUUUCAUGUCUCAAAGGCAACUUGCCACUGAAAAAUUCCCACCAAACAUAGCUUAUAACUCAUGGAUAAGUGUCACAAUGUAUAACUCAUGGAUAAGUGUCACAAUGUAUAACUCAUGGAUAAGUGUCACAAUGUGUAGGCAGCUUCGCUAAAGAGUCUCCUCUCCCCCAGCAACUGCUUACUCUUUGUAUAGUCUCAGUGAGCGGCUUAUAAGUCUUGUAAAUUUUGUGAACUUCUAGUUUUCCAGGGUCUCACACUGCACCUUCCUUGAAGUUUUCAAUUCAGAGGAAAUAUCUGUGUAACAGUGAGCUUGGCAGAGUGUCCCCCUCAACUCCCCAUGCCUCACUCAGUGCUCUUUAUCAUUUGUGCCCUAAGCUAUAUCAGGAGGCAGCCUGAAGGUCCUCACCUAUGCUGACCCGCUGUUUUGAAGAAUUAUGCUCAACUGGAAACACGACCCGAAUAGUCAUACAUCAUUUUUCUACAAAAGAAAGAAGAAUUAGAGCAAUAAAGGAAAUGGCCAGGGUUUUAGCUCCCGGAGGCCAGUUGAUGAUUUAUGUCUGGGCAAUGGAACAGAAGAACCGACGCUUUGAGAAACAGGAUGUACUUGUGCCGUGGAACAGGGCACUCUGUUCCCGGCUGCUGUCAGAAUCCCACCAGUCAUGGGGUCAUCACUGUGAGCAUCCCAGGAGCCGAGGCUUCCAGGGCCCCGGUUCCGUGUGCGGCUGCGCAGUGUGUUUUAAGGGCAGAUGUGAUUCCAAACGGUCCCACAGCAUGGACUAUGGGUCUGCGGUGGCCAGAACCUGCUGCGAAGCUAUUUCAAAGGAAGGCGAGCGAGAGAACGGAUUGUAUAGCAAUUUUGGGAAAUCCUUUCGUUCCUGGUUUUUCUCCAGGUCUUUGGAUGAAUCAACCCUGAGGAAGCAAAUUGAAAGAGUCAGGCCCAUGAAAAUCCCAGAGGCUUGGGCCAAUAGCACCGUGUCCCAACAGCCUUCCAGACACCCCAGCUUAGACUUGCACGCUCCGGAGCCAUUUUCAACAAAAGGACCAAACUUAGAUGAGGUGUUCGUAGACACAUCUUCUCAAAGACACUUGGGCUGGCUGAGAACACCUGGCACAUCAGACAACUUCAGUGGACACAAGGGAGGAGGGAGCAGGAGGAAGGAGGGGGGCAAUUUUCUGGACAUCACUGAUACCGGGGACAGUGUGGCUGCUAGUAACAGCAGUGAUCCUUCUGCCAGAAAAAUAUUAAGGAGGGUUUCUGCAUUCGACUCCAACGACUCCAACUCAGAAGACUCAAGCUUUUUGGAAGCACAACGGGAUGCCACCGAUUCCAAAGCCUUCAUGCGUUACUACCAUGUAUUUCGGGAAGGUGAGCUCUCCAGCCUGCUGCAGGAGAGUGUGUCUGAGCUACAGGUUCUGAGCUCCGGCAAUGACCAUGGUAACUGGUGCAUCAUUGCAGAGAAAAAGAGGAGCUGGGAUUAAACGACACGGCUCAAGGCAGAGGCUACGGUGGUGGCCUAUCAUCUGUUCAACGGGGCUGGUGUGGGUACCAGAAGCAGCAUCCUGUUUCAUUGUUUUCAAAUCCAGGUACGAGUUGGUACUUAAGCACUUUGACCGCAUCUUCCUAAUUGUUGAGUAAGCACGAAGUCUGACACGUACUGCAUCUGCUACAGGAUCUGCCUGCUGAAGUUUCAAUAAGAGAAUCUGAGGAAGCAAUAGGAACUGAACUUUAAGUAUAGGCUUGAUCUUCUUCCUCCCAGUGAUGAAAUUAUUAUAAUAUGUGUAUGUCAAGCGUCAGUAUUAUCUUUUGGUUUUUAAAUAUUCUGCUGUUAAGUAUACCCUUUAAAAGCAGUUUGUUUGUUUGUUUGUUUGUUUGUUUUAAAUAAAUUGCAUUGGUUCUCAGGUAAUUACUUAGACCUCUGUGGAAGGAACAAGGACACCUGUUCUGUGGCUGGGUGUGUUUGAGACUUGCUGUGGGGGUGUCUUGUUUCCUGACUUUGUUGCUAACUACGUCAAGCCUUCUAAUAUUGCCCAGAUGUUCUAAAUUACAUGCAAACAUCGUUUGGGAUGAGCAGUGUUAAUAAUACUGUCUUCAGUGUUGCUCUGAAGCUUCUUAAAGGCGCUGUUAGCAGAGGGUUAGUGUUAGAGCAGCCAGCUCGAAUGCCGCAGAAUCAGCAUAUAUCCACAGUACCACAGAUAGAAUUUAAAAAAAAUAAUAAUAAACACACUGUUAGCAUGUAGAGAGUGUUACAUGGGUAGGAGAUGUUCUGUCCUCUGGUGACAUUUUCUCCAAAGGUAUUAGGAGCAUAAAUAGCCAAGUGAGGUUGUGCCAAAAUUACCCAAAGAGUUUUCAACUAGGAAAUGCUCAUCAGUUAUCGGAGUCUAAUUGGAGCUGUUUUACUUUGCCUGUGGGGACAGAUCUGGAAAGUGUCAUGUAUUUAGCCUUAGUGGACACAUAAUUGGGACUUGCAGUUGCAUGCCAUGGCAUUUAUUCCCUUGAAGGUAACUGCAUUAGAUCGUUAUAUCAACAAUCUGGACAGAAUCGAAGCUUAGUCACAGGUUGAAUUUCUGCUAGUCUAUAGUGCAAUGAUUCAUCUGGGCAUUGUAACAAAAUCCAUGCCUUUUUUUUUUUUAAGACUAAACCACGACUGUGAUUAAUUCUAUGUUGUGGAUCCCAAGGAACAAUUAUGAAGGAACAAGAGACUAGGCCCGGGAGAAACAAAAAUAAGUUGGCCACGGAAUAUGGUUCCAGAUAAUUCGUUAACAAGCAGAAAAUCAAAUAGUCAUUGUGCUUUCUGGACCAAUAUAAUGAUGGAGAUUAGAUUAAAAUCCAAUCUUCAUUUUAUUUUUUCUCCCACUACAAAAUUAACAAAAAUUGUAAUGGAUCAUAUAUUUAUUUGGUUGUUUAUCCUCUUCAGAGAUUUUGUGGGAGCGUAACAAAAAGGAAGCUACUUUUGAAGACAAAUUCAAAGGUGAUUUGAAAAAUGCAACAAUGUGUCUUUUAAACUUUAAAAGUGUAUAGCUCCUGAAGUUCUUCAAGUCAAAUUUCCAUCUCCUCACCCCUGUGGUGGGAGUGGUAGGCAUGUCUUAUAAUUUUUUGUGUACAUUUUGUACAGGGAGACAUGAAAAUAGACACAGGGGUGAAGUAUAAGUUAAAAUCUACUGUACCUUUUACUUUUCCAAGUGAAAAUAUUAAACUGUAUGUGCAGUGGCUUCCUGGGAGAAAUGGUGACUCUGAAUUAGUUAGCAGUGAUGACCUCUUUAUUAUGGUUUCCCCCUUCUCUGAGAUCUAUGCCACUUUCACGUGGCUUUGCUGCCAGACGUCUGAGCCUGACAUCACCCUGAUUGAAAUGUGCUACUUAAAGCUUGUUAUAUGGAACCCAGUUCAUUAGGCUGUGCCAGGAUGCUGUACCAGCUAAGAACAAGCUCAAAAAAUAAACACACACCUCAUUUUGUAUUUAAA